Messenger RNA from Silurus meridionalis, 2030 nucleotides. RefSeq names its product family with sequence similarity 168 member B (gene fam168b). The record is from RefSeq and is a predicted model, not a curated record. NCBI's taxonomy places the organism in Eukaryota, Metazoa, Chordata, Actinopteri, Siluriformes, Siluridae. The coding region runs from base 211 to 798 and encodes 195 amino acids. The transcript is spliced from 7 exons.
CUGACACAGUUUCCGUGAAUGAAUCCGGAAGUGACGCACAUCUCCGACAGUCCUGCUGCGCAGUGUUCGUAGCCAGUCUUAGAGUGCGAGGCGACCAUCAAGGGCUAAAAUCAGAAAAAGAGAUCGCGCUUGUUUCUGUGCUGUUAUUCGCAGGGAGGAGACACAGAAUCCACAUCACAACACGAGCAGACGAGCCAAACAAUCAACAUUAUGAAUCCUGUCUACAGCCCUGCACAAACAGGGGUUCCCUAUGCCAACGCUAAAGGAAUAGGAUACCCAGCUGGAUUUCCAGUUGGCUAUGCAGCGGCUGCCCCUGCAUAUUCCCCCAGCAUGUACUCUGGAGCAACACCAGCAUUUCCUACAGGUUAUGCCCAAGGGACACCAUUCAAAAUGUCCUGCUCUCCAACAACAGGUGCUGUACCCCCCUACUCCUCUUCCCCUAAUCCUUACCCUGCUGCUGUGUACCCUGUGAGGAGCUCUUAUCCUCAGCAGAAUCCCUAUGCUCAGCAAGGCACUUACUACACACAGCCUCUGUACGCCGCACCACCUCAUGUUAUUCAUCACACUACAGUGGUUCAGCCCAAUGGGAUGCCAGCGGCUAUAUACGCUCCUCCCAUCCCUCCUCCACGCCCUAACGGAGUUGCCAUGGGAAUGGUAGCAGGAACUACUAUGGCAAUGUCUGCGGGAACAUUAUUAACAACUCACUCCCCAACUCCAGUAGCUCCCCACCCAGUCACAGUGCCCACAUAUCGAACUCCUGGCACACCCACCUACAGCUAUGUGCCCCCUCAGUGGUGAACAGAAAGCACUGUUAGAAGAUGAUAGAUAUGCAUUUGCACAGUCCAGUAUUUUACAGUUGGGGCUGAUGCCACAUGUGUUCCCAGCCAGUCGUUCUUCCUUCUAAGCAUAAUGUGAAUCUGAACCCCGUUGGACGAAGAAAGAAAAUUUUGGAGUGGGAAUAAAAACCUUUACGUUUCUGAUCACAUUUGUUAGCAUUACUCAUGUACUCCGGCAUAUCUCACAUCAGAAGACUAGCUCUUCACGCAGACUUGUGUUUUGUGGACUGUCUUGCAGUUUUUAUAGCAUAUAACUCUUGAAGUGGUUAAAAAAUGUGAAGGGUAACGGACUUAGUUUGUAUUUGGAAUCCAUAUUGAAGUGAGUGCAUGUACGUAUUGAAAAUAAUUUCGCUAGCUGAAUCUACCUGCCAUGAUUGAUGCAAAACCAUUAAAGGGUUAUAAGAAGCAACAUCCAAAGGGUCAGGGUCAACGCAGCAACUUCAUUCAAUGCAGUGUCUUUGUUAAAACAUAGAAAAUAUAAAUUGUUGUCCUUUUUUAAAUUUUUUUUUAAAGAAGACAGUGUUGUAAAGUUUUUACAUUUGUUCGAUUUUAACAUGGGUUUUAUUUUUUAUGUAAGUCUAAAUUAGAUGUCUGUAUCGGAGUAGCAUUUGUUGUUGCUCUUCUGCCACUUUGUAUGUGAAUGUUGGUUUGGGUAUUUUUUUAUUUUAUUUUAUUUUUAGUUUUUUUUUUGUGCCUCAAGCACAGUUUACCAUUUCUGUUUUGAUGGUUUAUCAUUCCUCAUGCUCUUGCUUGAAAAUUAUUGCACAUCUUUGCCUGUGUGGAAACAGAUUGGUUGGCUGAUAUGCCAAACAUACCGGUGUAUUGGUGCUGAAAGCAUGCCUACUUAUUUCUGUGCUUUUAGGAUUUGCAUUUGCUAAGAAUUAGAAGAUAGCGUGAUGGUUGAAUCAUUGCUUAUCUAACACAUUUUCAGAUGUAGUAAAACAAAUGUGUGUUCAAUUUAUAACCCAGGCAUAUUCGAUAACACUACUGAGGACAUAGUAAGUUAUUUGGUUAAGAAACCCCCAAAACACUUACAUUGCUUGUUACCUCAAGAUUGCACCAUUACUGACUGAAUUUCAUUGUCUUUUUACUUAUUCAUAUUUGCCUAUGUCGCCUUGGUUAAAGAAUGUUUUGUAAUGUUUGUGUUUUUGUUUUGUACUUUCAAGAAAGACCAAAAAUAAAUACAAUAAUAAA